CCCCUCCCUCCACUCUCUCACUCAGAGAUGGCUACUAAAGCUGCUGAUGAAGAACCUGUUGGAGCACUGAAAUAUAAGACAUGGGUCUUGAAAGUCCUCAUCCAUUGUGAAGGCUGCAAGAAGAAAGUCAAGAAAGUUCUUCAAGCCAUUGAUGGUGUUUAUGAGACGAAAAUAGAUUCUCAACAGCACAAGGUGACAGUCACUAGCAGCGUCGAUGCAGAAACACUCAUCAAGAAGCUGACCAAGUCUGGGAAAUACGUUGAGCUUUGGCCGGAAUUAAAGCCUGAGAAGAAAGACAAAAAGUCUGGGAAAACAAAUGACAAGCAAAAAGACGGCGGAGAAAAAGCUGGUGAUGAUGACCAUGGUCCAAAGAAUAAUUCAGCAGAGAAGAAGCCUGAACCAGCCGCUGCCAAAAAUGGCGGUGUUGGUGGCGAUAAAGGUUCUGCUAAAGAUAACCAGCAUCCAAAAGGGGACCAAAAGGGAGGUAAAAGCGAAGAACCUGACCCUACCCAAAGUACUGCUGCUGGUGGUAAAAAGAAGAAAAAGAAAGGGCAGAAAAGCAACCCUGGUCCCAACGGUGAUACACCACCACCACCCAGUGAGACUCAGUCAGCCAUGGCAGUGGCACUCCCAGUCCCAGUCCCAGACCAUACCUCACCACCACCAGCACCACCACCCAAUGCUUCAAUCGAUCUAAAUCCUCCAAAUCAACCAAUGUAUCCUUACACACCUAUGUACUAUGGACCUCCAUUUUGUGGGGUAAGUUACAACACCAUUUACCCUAGCUCAAGCUCUUCAUAUUAUGCUCCCACCAUGCAUUCAAAUCCAUACGGACCACCAGCUACACCGUCUGAUCCAAUCAAUAAAUUCAGUGAAGAUGAUUCUUACGAUGACGAUGAGAGUGGCUGCUCAAUCAUGUGAACGUUGAAAAAAUGGGGUACAUGCAGAGAAGAAUUUUGUGUUAAUGAAGAGGGAGGAUAUAGGAAGGGAUUAAUUUUGUAAGAUGCAAAAAUAAUUUUAAAAAACAAAAAUAUCAAAAGGGGUACUUUAUGCUUAGGGAGAAAUAAAAAGCUGUUUCUGCUUUUUAUUGGGGUUUGUAGGGUUUUUAUAGUUAUUAGGUUGUCUUUAUUUAUGUUGUCUGUCUGUAAUAUUUUUGCUACUGUUUUUGGGGUUUCGUUAUUAAGCACUAUAAAAGCCCUUUUAAAGGGGUAUUGUAGGGCCUGAAGAAAAAAAUCUCUCACUUCCCCCUCUUUGUUAUUUUAUAAAAAGAAGAAUUUUGUUCA
Gossypium raimondii (Peruvian cotton) is the source of this 1283-nucleotide messenger RNA. Its product is annotated as heavy metal-associated isoprenylated plant protein 35. The transcript is spliced from 3 exons. Gene Ontology annotation, molecular function: metal ion binding. Bases 28 to 921 code for a protein of 297 amino acids. Lineage: Eukaryota; Viridiplantae; Streptophyta; Magnoliopsida; Malvales; Malvaceae. The record is from RefSeq and is a predicted model, not a curated record.